AUGCCAGCAGACUUUGCUAGAUGUGUCAUUGAAAGCUGUAAAGACUACGCUUUGCUCGGACCACAACCGUGUAUAGUCUGUGGAGGAGUAUGCUGCUAUAAUCAUAUCGAAGAUACAACCAAACAUGUAUGUUAUACUGAUCCACCAUCGCACAGAAUCUAUCCGUAUAAGUGCGAUGUGGAAGUGGAAGUACGUGAAAUUCUCCAAAUACUGAACUUCGAUCUCAUCAUACUAGAAGUCGAAUUAUUACGACCUGGACAUAAAUGUAUACAUAUCGACAACCCUACAAAGGCUUCCGAUUUCGACAGAUUAUCAGGAUCAUACAACUUUCACCUGAUGAUCAAGUUUGAUGAUGGAAAGAAAUGGGUAAUGAGGAUUAGAAGGAAACAUACUAGGCUGCAACCUGAGUCUGCGAUAGCAUUGUGUCAUGAAAGUGAAAUUGCUACUAUCAAGGCGUUAGAACAGGGUGGAGUUAGAGUACCUAAAGCUUACGAUCGACCCUCAAACAGUGAAUAUUUCAUGGAGAGAGACUCUACCAGAUACGUCUUCAUCUCCCCUACCCAUAUCACUGGCUUCAAAGAUUCCGCUAUAGCCUACAUGCUUCAAUACGCUGAGUGGAUGAUUUCCCUUGAAAAGGUAUCUUUCGAUCAAGUUGGGAGUUUGUGGUCAGAUGGAAAGGGUUCGGUGCAGGUUGGCCCUCAUAUCGAAAGGGAUAGGGCACUCCUUGACAAACAUCCUUACCUUCUUGGUCCCUUUCAAACAGCCCAGGAACGUUGGAUCGCCUCUAUCAAUUGUCGACUCAAGUCAGUCCUGGAUAAGAGAGAGUUCAGUCCUUCAGAAGAAUUACUCCGUUAUUUGAUUCUCUUGGAAAUGCGAGACCUGGUCGUGAGCUGUGCAGAACUCGCUCGAGGUUCAUGGUAUGUUAGACAUUAUGAUUUGCAUGGUGGAAAUUUUCGGAUCAACAGAAUCACUGGAGAGUUAUACGGUUUGAUAGAUUGGGAAUGGUCAUCUCUUACUUGCAAAGAAGAAGCAUUCGCAGCUCCUGAAUUCUUCAGAUACGAACAUUCCAACAUUAACUCCAUCCAUCUCGGUACAAAAGAACAGCUCCUUGUUCAUUCUUACGAACAAUUGGGGAGACCUGAUCUUGCCGACCUAGUACGAGGUGGUCGUAAAUACCAUCGGCUUCAUCUCAUCGUAUUCAGAGGCUGUUCAGAAUUAGAGCACCUCAAUGCCGCUCGUAGAGCCUUUUUGGGGAUGCCAGAUGAUGCCAAAGACCAGCCGCAGUCGAUCGAAGAAUGGAAGAGAAGUAUGCUGUAUAGAUUCGAAGGGAAUGGUGCCCUUCAGCAACUGUUGUCAAGGGCUUGGUCAAAGUACCCUCCAGAAAUAAAAAUGCCACAACCGAUCAUCACCAAAGCGUCCAAACGGAGCAAGCAAAGAAACGGACCAGCAUCGAAUACUCCUAUCAUGUCCACGUCUAAAAAUUCGAAGGUGUGA
Kwoniella shivajii is the source of this 1494-nucleotide messenger RNA. RefSeq lists its product as uncharacterized. The coding region runs from base 1 to 1494 and encodes 497 amino acids. The record is from RefSeq and is a predicted model, not a curated record. The transcript is spliced from 4 exons. Lineage: Eukaryota; Fungi; Basidiomycota; Tremellomycetes; Tremellales; Cryptococcaceae.